AUCGACUCAAAUCUUUUUUGUCUGGCAGGCCUGUUGUGCAUCACGUGCACCGACAUGGCCGUGUUAGCGGGGAACAGCGGCGAGACGUGCUACAGCAAAUACGGCUCCGUUUCCAUCAAAGCCAAGUACUGCCACGAGCUGGCUCUGCGCAUCAUCCUGCACAGUUUGGACCAGCGGGCCAACGCCUACCAGCGAUACAUUCAGCCGCUGCUGUCCGUCAGCGUGGACUUCUACAUUCGGGUGUUUGUGCGCGUCUUCACGGGUCAAGCCGCCGUCAAAAACUCAGCCAGGUACGGUAUAUCAUGAACGCGAUGCGAUACC
Hippocampus comes (tiger tail seahorse) is the source of this 321-nucleotide messenger RNA. Its product is annotated as tRNA (guanine(26)-N(2))-dimethyltransferase-like. The transcript has 2 exons. Gene Ontology annotation, molecular function: RNA binding; tRNA (guanine) methyltransferase activity. Bases 55 to 306 code for a protein of 83 amino acids. Gene Ontology annotation, biological process: tRNA N2-guanine methylation. The record is from RefSeq and is a predicted model, not a curated record. NCBI's taxonomy places the organism in Eukaryota, Metazoa, Chordata, Actinopteri, Syngnathiformes, Syngnathidae. Gene Ontology annotation, cellular component: nucleus.